AUGAAGUCCGUACUUCGGAUUUGCAUUGUUUGGAUAUGCAUUUAUGCAAAUAUCUCCACUCAGGCGGACAUUUUACCUUCGUUAACAGGCAUGUUUCCGCCAAUUUUUCAACCAGACGGGUUGGUGAAAAAAAUUAUGGACACCCCCAGAGAUCUGACGAAUAUUUGGAGUGCAUUGAAAAUGCCAACGCUCAACAAUCAAAUUACCGUUUCAACAAAACCGUACGUGAAUGUAUCUAGAAAUUACUACAAGAGUAAUAUAAAGAACAAGACAGAAUUGAACAAACGUUCGAAACGAUCAAAAACUACUAAAACAACCAAUGAACUCAUUACGGAGUUACUUCGAUUAUCAUCAGAAGAAUCGAAUCAAAGCGGUGAUUGCCACCAAACAAUAUCGAAAAUAAGGAAGCUGAUUGCCCAAUUGGAGCCCAUUUUACUACUAAUAUCGCACCUAAAAGAAGAUAUUUCAAAUAUCAACGAGAAAACUGAAGAAACUACGCAAAAUAUGAAUGUAGAAGACCAAACGAAAGCUUUUCCUAGGGAACAAACCACGCAAGCUCCACGUAAUCUUGAAGCUCAUAUUAGAAACAUCUUAAUGCAAAAUAGUGCAGAAACCCCAAUUACUGAGGGUAAGGGAAAAUCUAAACACAUAAAAAAACACAGUGAAGAAACUACUACAGAAAGGUCUACUUCUACUAAAAGAAGCCCAAAAUUAGCUGAAACUUCACAACCUGCAGUAAUCGAUAGCUCAACGAAAGUUUCGCAUACAGUUCACAAAGAAACACCUACAACAAGAAGACACAAAUUCCAUAAAAAAUCUAAGGCAAUAAAAGAAAAUGAUGAUGAGUUUCAAGAGGAAUCUGAGUUAACAGUCACAAAAAAUCCCCAAAAAAGGCAUGCCAAGAAGAAGAAAACUCGCCACGUUAGAGAAACUAAAUAUUCAACUACUCCAACUCCUAUCGAAGAAGCCACUGAAGAUAAUCCAAGAAAAUCCGACGAACCGACCACAAUAGAAGCCACGUUACUUACAACUCCUGCUAAAGAAACCAAUCACUCAACAGAUUCCACUCCAAAUUCAGAAAUUUCUACUCAACGUAUAAAUGUUGAAACCACUUCAACAUCCACUCCAACUAAAGAUUCACUCGCAGAAACUACUACAAUAUCUUCUUUAACUGAACCAAGUACCACCAAGAAGUCUAAUGAAGAAAUUAAUGAUACCACUGUUACUACAAUUUCACCUACAAGCACUAAUAUUCCGAUUAAGGAAGCCACAACUGCAAAAAUCGAAACUUCAAUUCAACCAACAAGCACAGAUAGUCCUGUUGAAAAUUCUACUCCAGCGAGUGUACUGAAAAAUACAGUUGACUCCACUAUAAAGUCUUCAACAGUUACAGAACAGAACAAAAUUGAAACAACAACUAAAAGACCUGAAGAUGUCACCACAGUAAAAACAACAAACCUUCAGGAAGAUAAAAAAGUAAAUCUUCCAAAAUUAACUCAACAAGAUAACUCUGCUAGUGUUACCGAAGGACCUGGAAUUACUUCAUUGGUAAAAAACGCACUUCAAUCCAAAACUCAUUCCAGAAGAAAACGUUCGGAAAAUGUCGACAAAACACCAUCAAUCAAAGACAAAUCGAAGCUGAAAAUCGACCUCAACGAAUUGCCCGAAUUUGUUAGAACGUUGUCGAUUCAACAGGCAAUUAACCAGGAAUUUGAUGGAAACCAUAAACCCGCUCCGAUUCCACUAACCAUAAAACUGGACAAUGCGAUAUCGAAACCCGUUAGGAAUCAGAAAAAGGAAAACAUUAGCUUGAAAAAUCGAUUGAGAUUGAUAGAAGAAAAUUAUCAGAAGAUCCAUAAGAAAAAUAGAAAGUUGCUCGAAAGGCAAAAGCUCUUGGAACAUCGUUUCAGGAGAGAAGGAAAUUAA
This is a messenger RNA of Phyllotreta striolata, 1926 nucleotides long. The record is from the annotation of a GenBank genome assembly. NCBI's taxonomy places the organism in Eukaryota, Metazoa, Arthropoda, Insecta, Coleoptera, Chrysomelidae.